AUUAUCAGACAAACAAAGACUCUACGCCUUCAACAAAUCGCAACCAUGCUUUGUUCUACUCGUUAUACUCACCUCUUGUUAGCCUCCAUUCUCACAGCUCUAACUUUUCAUUACCCCAAAUCAAAUGCCCAGCUCACCUCUACUUUCUAUUCCACCGCUUGCCCCAACGUCUCCUCCAUUGUCACUAGUGCAGUUCGGCAGGCUCUCCAGUCUGAUUCUCGUAUAGGCGCUAGCCUCAUUCGUCUCCAUUUUCAUGACUGCUUUGUCAAUGGAUGUGACGGAUCCAUAUUGUUGGACGUGGGUGGCAACAUUACACAGAGCGAGAAAAAUGCAGUGCCGAACAACAAUUCAGCAAGGGGAUUUGACGUCGUUGACAACAUCAAGACGUCCCUCGAAACCUCAUGCCCUGGUGUCGUUUCUUGUGCUGAUAUUCUUGCUCUUGCGGCCGAAGCUUCUGUGUCUUUGUCAGGAGGUCCUACAUGGACUGUUCUAGUUGGCAGGAGGGACGGCCUUGCAGCCAAUCAAGCUGGUGCUAAUACCUCUAUCCCCAGUCCAUUCGAAAGCCUCGCCAACAUCACAAAUAAGUUCUCUGCUGUCGGUUUGAACGCAAAUGAUGUGGUCGCACUGUCUGGUGCACAUACUUUUGGUCGUGCCCAAUGUCGAUUCUUCAUCAACCGACUGUACAACUUCAGUGGUACAGGCAGCCCCGAUCCGACACUGAACACCACGUACCUGGCCACUCUGCAGCAAAAUUGUCCACAGAAUGGAAGCGGGACUACUCUGAACAACCUUGACCCGUCGACCCCGGACACGUUUGAUAACAACUACUUCAAGAAUCUUCUAACGAACCAGGGGCUUCUGCAAUCGGAUCAAGAGUUGUUUUCCACGAAUGGGUCUUCUACAGUGUCCAUUGUGAACAAUUUUGCCGGCAAUCAAACAGCUUUCUUUCAAGCGUUUGCUCAGUCAAUGAUAAACAUGGGUAAUAUUAGCCCAUUAACAGGAAGCCAGGGAGAAAUCAGAUCCAAUUGCAGGAAAGUCAAUGGAAGCUAAAAAGUGAGGACAUGAUUAGUUGCUUACCGUGCAUGGCCUUGACCAAUCUGGAUGCGCGAAAUGUUGCUGCCGACAACUUCAAAUCAUACCUAAACUAGUGUGGCUUUUUGUGGGAAACGUUAAGACUCCAUAUACCUACGCGUAAUGGUUCACCGUUAUAAAUAUGACUUUAGGCUGUUCUUCCCGCCUCGUGCCGUGAUGUUGGGAUUUAAAUUUAUUUUAUUAAUAAAAAUUCAUAUAAAAUUGUAUGUGUUUUAAUCA
Prosopis cineraria is the source of this 1311-nucleotide messenger RNA. RefSeq names its product peroxidase A2-like. The record is from RefSeq and is a predicted model, not a curated record. Gene Ontology annotation, biological process: hydrogen peroxide catabolic process; response to oxidative stress. The transcript has 4 exons. Bases 46 to 1050 code for a protein of 334 amino acids. Gene Ontology annotation, molecular function: peroxidase activity; heme binding. NCBI's taxonomy places the organism in Eukaryota, Viridiplantae, Streptophyta, Magnoliopsida, Fabales, Fabaceae.